AUGAAAUUUUUAGUGUCAGUUUUAUUUUUCAUUUAUUUUAUAAAUAGUUUUCGUGUUAAUGGAAUUAAUCAUUUAUUUAUGUGUGAUUUUUAUUUCAAUCCUGCAAAAUCUAUUAAGCCAAUUUUAGUAGGGAAACAUGAUGAAACUGAAGAAGUCGGGUGUACAAUAAAUAAUCCAAUUUUAGGAGAAAUAGUUUUUUUAAUAUGUCCAAAAAGAAAAGAGGGAGACUAUGAAAAUAUGGAAUUAGUUCCUUCUAAUUGUUUUGCUUCCCAUCUUUAUUCCCCUUAUACUGCAGGGAAGAAUGAAAAAGAUAUUGAAAAACUAGAUAUAGAUAAAAAAUAUACUCACAGCUUUUCUUACGAUGAUUAUGAAAUUAAAACUUUUAGAGUACCAAGUAUUUAUAAGCACAAUAAAACUAUCUAUUGUAGAUGUGAUAACAGAAAAACUGAAAAAGAACAUAACGAUAAAGAAAAAUUUCAAGGAAAAACAGGGCUAGUUAAAAUAAUCCUCAGUGAAAAGAUAGAUAAUUCAAAUAUUCUUGAUUUUACAGAUUCUAAUAUAUCUAAAAACAAAAAUAUUAAAGUAAAUGGAACGAAUUAUGAGAUAGAUUUAGUAGAAAAUAAUAUAUUUAGUGCUCGAAUUGAGAACAUAAAAGACGGAAAUUUUGAAAAUUGUAAUGAUAUGUUAUAUGUGAAAUUUAAUAAAAUAGAUGAAAAUGAUUUUUCUAUAAGAACUCCCACAAUUUUUUUUGAGGAUAUUAAUUGCAAAGCCACAUUUAUAUCUACUGAAAAUAAAACUUUUACAAUUGUUAUGAAGGCCAGUAAAACAGAAAAUAUAGAAGGUUGCGAUUUUACUAAACCUAAUGGAGAUGGUAUAUAUAAACAUGGCUUUGUUUUAAAUGAUAUAUCAGAUAAUGAAAAAAUAUGUACAGCUUAUAUUGGAUCAAGUAAAAAAAAAAUUGUUGCUGGUAUUAAAUGUCCUUACAAAUUAAUCCCCACAUAUUGCUUUAGACAUGUUCUUUAUGAAAAAGAAAUUAGUGGAAAUAAAGUUUUUAAAACAUUUUUAUUAGAAGAUAUUUUAGGGUUUAGAGAUAUAGAAUACUACAGUAACAUUAAUAAUGGAAGUUAUAUUGUUGGGUUGCCUAUCAAAUCAGAAAGAUAUGCAGCUGUUAGAUGUAUUUGUGAAAAUAACGGAAAGAGGGGAAUAAUGGAAUUAAAAAUUGCUUCUAGUUAUACAAGUUUUAUUAGUUUUAUUUUGUUAUUUAUUACCAUCAUUCUUUUAUAUUUAUCUUAA
This is a messenger RNA of Plasmodium gallinaceum, 1293 nucleotides long. It is a transcript of the gene P47, whose product is annotated as 6-cysteine protein, putative. The record is from RefSeq and is a predicted model, not a curated record. Bases 1 to 1293 code for a protein of 430 amino acids. Lineage: Eukaryota; Apicomplexa; Aconoidasida; Haemosporida; Plasmodiidae. The transcript has a single exon.